Funneliformis geosporum is the source of this 219-nucleotide messenger RNA. The record is from the annotation of a GenBank genome assembly. NCBI's taxonomy places the organism in Eukaryota, Fungi, Glomeromycota, Glomeromycetes, Glomerales, Glomeraceae.
AUGGUUGAAGGUUUGAAAGAAAAUAAUCUUAAUACAGAAGUUGCAAGACAUUUACUAUGGAAGAGAUACCUGUUUUAUGAUGAGCUUAAUGAGCCUUCAAUAAAGCAUAAGAAUGGAUUAUAUCACCUUCUUACUAUUAAAUUGAAGAUUAGAGCAACUGAUUAUGAUCAAGAGGUCAACCAGACUAAAGAUUACAUGUAUGAUAUUGAAGUACAGUAA